Scatophagus argus is the source of this 1838-nucleotide messenger RNA. Its product is annotated as sodium- and chloride-dependent GABA transporter 2-like. Gene Ontology annotation, cellular component: membrane. Bases 23 to 1780 code for a protein of 585 amino acids. The transcript is spliced from 14 exons. Lineage: Eukaryota; Metazoa; Chordata; Actinopteri; Scatophagidae. Gene Ontology annotation, biological process: sodium ion transmembrane transport. The record is from RefSeq and is a predicted model, not a curated record.
GAGGUAAAGCGGUAACACUGAGAUGGAGACCAAGGUGGAAAAAAGGGAACAGUGGAGGAAGAAAAGGGAAUAUAUUCUGGCAUCAGCAGGCAAUGUGGUGGGCCUGGGCAAUGUGUGGAGGUUCCCCUACCUGUGCUAUAAGAAUGGAGGAGGUGUCUUCCUGUUGCCUUACUGUUUCUUUGCUUUACUGUGUGGCCUGCCACUUUUCCUGCUGGAGACUGUGAUUGGUCAGUACAUGCAGGAGGGCGCCAUCACCUGUUGGACCAAGGUCUGCCCACUGGCAAAAGGAACAGGCUAUUCUAUCAUAAUUAUCCAGCUGUAUUCCAGACUAUACAUUAUUGUACUAGCCUGGGCUCUCCUGUACCUCAUCUAUUGUUUUCAAGACCCUUUGCCCUGGGCCACCUGCAACAAUCCCUGGAACACAGAUAGAUGUGUGGACCUCACCUCUGCAAACAGGACUGAAAUACACAACAGCAACCUGAUGGUAAACUGGACAUCCGGAAAUCUCACCAAGUCUUCAGCCUCUGAGUUCUGGGAAAGAGGAGUGCUGUCCAUGUCUGGGGGAUUAGAGGAGGCUGGUACAGUAAAGUGGGAACUGUUGCUGUGUCUCCUGGCCUGCUGGGUGGUCUGCUACUUCUGCAUCUGGAAAGGAGUGCGCUCCACAGGAAAGGUGGUGUAUUUCACGGCUGUGUUCCCCUACGUGAUGCUGGCCAUCCUGCUGAUCAGGGGGUUGACGUUGCCAGGAGCUUGGCAGGGUGUGGUCUAUUACCUGUAUCCAGAUCUCUCUCGUCUGGCAGACCUUCAGGUGUGGAUAGAGGCUUGCCAGCAGGUCCUCUUCUCCUAUGGUGUUGCAUCAGGAACCUUAAUCACCCUGGGCAGCUACAAUAAAGUUGAGAACAACUGUUACAGGGACAGUCUGUGGUUGUGUUUGCUCAACAGUUGCACCAGCUUUGUUGGUGGCUUUGCAGUUUUCUCAGCUCUAGGAUUCAUGGCCCAUCAACAGGGAGUUCCCAUCAAUUUGGUGGUUGACUCAGGCCCUGGGCUGGCAUUCAUUGCUUUUCCUCAGGCUGUAGCCAUGAUGCCCCUGCCUCAGCUGUGGGCUGUCUGCUUCUUCCUUAUGCUCAUCAUGUUGGGGCUGGACACAGUGUUUGCAGGUUUAGAAACGAUAACGUCAUCAGUGAUUGACAUGUUCCCAGGACAAAUGCGCCGACCUUGGCGCAGAGAAAUCUUCCUUGUCGUCUUCUGCACUGUCUUCUUCUUCCUGGAGAUCCCUCUUGCCACUCAGGGAGGAGUGUACCUGUUCCAGCUCAUUGACUACUAUGGUGCCAAUGGAGCAUGUAUAUUGUUUGUGUCUCUGACCCAGUGUCUGGCUGUUAGCUGGGCUUUUGGAGCUGAAAGGAUGUGUGAUGCAGUUGAAACUAUGACAGGACAGAGACCAUGGGUUGUUUUCAAACUGUGCUGGCUUUACUUUACCCCUCUGAUCUGCACGGUUUGCUUCAUCUGCUCAUUUCUGGACUACCAACCCCUGACAUCCAGCGGGGGCUAUAUGUACCCGGACUGGGCCUAUCCUCUGGGCUGGGCCAUCGCCUUGUCCUCUAUGGUCGCAAUACCCAUCUGGGCUGUUGGCAAGAUCUGCCUCACUGAGGGCAGCCUCAGGCAGCGUCUGUUGGUCCUGUGGUAUCCUGUUCGAGAGCCUGUUGAUCCCAAGACAAACAAAGAAGAACUCCUAAAUCACACAGAGAUGAAGACAAUCUCAGCCCCUCUCCAUGACAUAGUAUAAGUUGGAAUGAAAUGUACUUCUGAAUUUCAACUAAAAGAAGAGCAUGUUUUUUAAGGUA